Musa acuminata AAA Group (dessert banana) is the source of this 2567-nucleotide messenger RNA. RefSeq lists its product as uncharacterized. Lineage: Eukaryota; Viridiplantae; Streptophyta; Magnoliopsida; Zingiberales; Musaceae. The record is from RefSeq and is a predicted model, not a curated record. The transcript is spliced from 4 exons. Bases 1620 to 2192 code for a protein of 190 amino acids.
CCAACCGCCUUUUGUCUUUGUGCUUUGCUGCCUUUUCUUUUCCUUCCUAGUACUUUUCCUCAGCUCUUUCUGCGAAAACUGGCAGGACACAGUGCUGUGGUAGCUCUAUGGUAGAAAAGAUUUGAUUUUGAAGACGGGUUCCUGCGUUUCGGUUGCAUACAGAGCAGAUUCCACCAUGAGACGAUGUCUAGGCAUCGGUUCCAAGGCCAAGAGGUUCUUCUUCUUCCCGUCGCCCGCCAAGGAGAAGCCCUUGUGUUGGGAUAACCCUUUGGGUCGAUUUGGCCCUGAGAACCCAGACUUUGGCAGUUGACAAGUUACAGGACAAAAGUUAGUCAUCCUCUUGAAAAUAUGAAAAUGUGAGGCAACUUAAUCUUCCUGCAGUUGAACUGUAAUUGAUUCCAUAUCAUCCUUCUGUGUGGAGAAAACCCAUUUGGUCGACAUAUUCUUUCUGUUUUUAAUCCAAAAAAAGGGAUACUGCCACUUCUCAGAAAGCUCGAAUGACGUUGGAGAUUAUGAUCAAGGAAAAGGAAGACUCUAGCACCUCUAAACAGUGACAACUAUCAAGUUGGAGAAUAUACAUGUCAUGAUAGAAAGCUUUUGGAAUUUGUUGGAAAAAAGGAUCUGUUGGAACAAAUUGCAAGCAUAUCACUCAAUUUAUCAUCUUAAAACAUACGAAGAACUAGUACUCCUAUUUGUACUUGACAAAAUAUUGAACAUUUCAUUGGAGUUUGGGCAUGCUUCAUUGCAAGUUUAGGGGCUUCAAGAGGUAAUCAUUUAUAAAUUGGGAAAGUAUCAACAACCCCAAAAGCUUUAUAGUAAUAAUGGAUCCAAUCAAAAGAAGCACAUGGGAAGGAACCUAUGCAAAAGCACAGUAACUGCAGGAGCUUAGCUUAUGGAAACCCAUUCAGGCUGAUCACAUGGUGCUGGUUUGUAUUGCCUGAGCUGCUGAACUAUUGUGUGGUUUAGGAUGAUUUUUGGUGGAACUAGUCAACAUUCCAAUUUUUGUAUAUGAUUAAGCCUGUCAACAACUGAUUCUGAACAAAUCCAAUGGACAUUGGAAUUCAGAUGUGAAACAAUAAAGUGUCUGCAAAAUGGAAGCUCAGACCACAUUGUAUCAAUGGGAAGAACUUUUAGAUCAUUGUUGAUAAUAUGCACUUGUUGAAGAAUAGUUCAGUGAUUUUGUUGAGAUCAAAUUUUCAUUUCAGCAAAUAUUUGAAGCGGUACUUCCAAAGGACCACAAUCUUUUGGUGAAAGAAUUGUAGGGAAUUUUACAAAGAGUUAGACCAAACCUUGGUGGAGACAGACAAAAAAUGGUUAAGAGCUUCGUUCUGCAAUUUAAAAAAAAAAAGCUAUGUUCUUUGGAUAUAUCAUCCAGAGAUUCCAGACUAUAGUUACCUUUUUAUUUUGGCCUCUGUGUUGUUGCUUUUGGAGAGUGAUAUCUUAUAUCUCCAAUACCAUGGAUAAUCUUUUGACUUCACAGUGAUUUAACGCAAUGUGCCAAAGCGAAUAUCUUAAAUUUCUCAUCUUGUAGAUUACUGGUAGACAAGGUGUUAUUUAGUUGUUUUGCACUGCAUUAUGUCAUUGGGAUAUGUGAAACAGAAGGCAUCAACCAAAUAAGCAUGCUGUUGAAAUUUUCCAAAGAUUAUUCUGAAAUAGGAGGCUGCGAGGAGGAAAUAUUUUUUGACUCAAAAGAAAGUUUGGAUUCUGAAUGUGAGGAUGAUUUCUUUAGUGUCAUUGGAGACUUGACACCAUCACGAGUAAGUACCCCUGACCAUCAAACAAAUGUAAGGUUGAUCUCUGGAUUGGAUAAUUCCAUCUUUGUGGACAAGUAUCCAGACUCUAAAUCCGAACCCUCUCCUGCUGGUAGAAAGAAAUUAGGUGACAUUCUACAUGAAACAAUUCAAGGUGAACGGGCAGUUGUUGCAACAAAUGCUGCCGAAGAGGAAGUGGGAAUCAAUGGAAAACCCGAUGUACUCAAAACCGACGCAGACCAAGCUCCAGGAUCAUUAAAUGGCACUCCAUACUGCUCUGGAGCCACUUCUGUCUGUGCAAGUGAAAUGACACCAAGUCAGGAUCGCAAGAACAGGAAAGGCAAAAUAUGGAAGGCUGGUCAUUGUUGCUUGCCAAGCUUGCAGAGUUUUGGCUUUGAUGAGAAAAGGCAGAAGCUGAAUCCUGGAGCCUACAAUUCCUGAUACUGCUGUUGCUUUUAGUAAAUUGUCUUCUGAAUGGGUUAUCUAGGCUCCUACUAGUACUUCCAUUGUAUGCUCAUAUGUAUGAGUGUCAUGAUCUUAGCCUCGACAUAGACCUUUAAGAGUUAGUUAAAGAGACAAUUUUUGGCAGAUAACUGCGAGUUGGGUCGUCGUCAAAUAUCUGUAAACAAAAGCUUGUUCCAUUUUCUACUGCCAUGUAAAAUUUCCAUGCACUCAUAGAACAUGGAAAAGAAGAAACAAGCGGUUAACUCUUCUUUGGAAAUCUGUACAUCUGUUGCCUUCCUAAAUAUCUGUCUUGAAAGCAACUUGUCCACUAUACAUUCAAGAAAUAUAGCUCUUGCUCUGUGUUGUGUUUUA